AAGCAUUUAACUUGACAGCUUGUCACAUUUUCAUUGUCCAUCACCCGAAAAUGGCCCCGUAGAAAUUAUUAAACGAUAAACAUUACAUACAAUCAAUCUCAUACGAAAAUGGUUACAUUAGGCGUGUCCAAAGCUGGAAUUGUGAUCUUUUUCACCGGAUUAACUCUCGGUAUCAUUUUUACGUAUUACAUAUCACCAAGUCCGCCAACGUUGACAACGCCCAUUACAACUACGACAAUUUACAUCCCUGAAAGCCCACAUGAUACUGGACACAUGCUCACACCACAGACAAAUGUUUUAACUAACGAACUGGCAUGGAAAGACCAGCUGUCACACAGUCACAAAGAAGAAUCAAACGAGGUUGCCCGCAUGCUUCAUGACAAGGUGAGAGUGUUGUGUUGGGUUAUGACCAAUCCAGCUAACCAUGACGCCAAAGCAAAACAUGUCAAAGCUACCUGGGGGAAACGAUGCAAUAUUCUGUUGUUCAUGAGUUCUAGCAAAGAUGAUUCCCUACCAACCGUGGUUUUACCUGUGACUGAAAGCCGGGACACCCUGUGGAAAAAAACCAAGCUCGCCUUCAAACAUGUAUAUGAGAAUUAUCUGGAUAAAGCUGACUGGUUUAUGAAAGCUGAUGAUGAUACUUAUGUCAUUGUGGAGAACUUGAGGCUCAUGUUAAAAGAUCAAGAUGCAAACAAAGGCAUCUACUUUGGCCGACACUUCAAACCCUACGUUAAAAAUGGUUACAUGUCUGGUGGAGCAGGAUAUGUACUCAGCAAGGAGGCUCUUAAGAGGUUGUACAAUGUCUUCGAUGACUCGUCCAAGUGUAGACAGGAUGAUGGGGGCGCUGAAGACCUGGAGUUGGGAAAAUGUUUGCAGGAAUGCGGCGUGGUGCCUGUAGACUCUAGAGAUGAACUUGAGAGAGAAAGGUUCCAUCCUUUUGUACCUGAACACCAUCUAAUACCUGACAUUUUGCCGAGUGAUAUGUGGUACUGGUCCUAUAAUAAACACCCAGCCAAACAGGGUCCUGAUUGCUGCAGUGACUAUGCCAUCAGUUUUCACUAUGUUAACCCAAACCUGAUGUACGUCCUUGAGUUUAUGGUCUACCACCUUAAACCAUAUGGAUACAAUACCAUCAUCAAGACAGACUGUGAUAAACAAACUGCCAAUGAAAACACUGCAAUUGUCUCUGAAAAUGUAAACCAGUUUAAAAUUAAGGGAGAUAAUUCUAAUGUUUUAAAUGUUUAUCCCAAUACGGCAAGUAGUGAAAUAAAAACCAAUAGUAGAAGGAAUUUAGUUGAAAAACAAUUAAUAGAUAAAGAUAAUGUAAAUACAGAAGUAGAUCAAGUUCAGGGUACUGAUAAUACUAAUGACGAUAUGAUGAUAGACAGAGAAGAAAAGGUUGGAAAUAAUGUUAAUGCAGAAAUCAAUGUAGAAAAGACAGAUUCUACUCUGGUAACUGAUGGCCCAGUAGCCAGACAAAGUCAACUGAAAAGGACAAUUCAUGGUAAAUUCAAGCGCAAACAUAAAGCUACAGAUUAUAAUCCAGACAGUGGCUCGUAAAAUAAGACAUUCCCAGGUUUAUAUGAAGUUUAAGAUUGGUGUGAUUGGCUUAUAUUUUUCAAAAUCAUUAUUGGUUUGUUUUGUAGAGUUUAAAAGUUAUAUUAUAUUGUGUACAGGCGCGACUUUUUCUUUUUCGCCAAUGCAUGCAAUAAGUUUACAUUAAAGAUGAGUUGGAAUAGGAGCAAUAGAGAAACAUUUAACAAAGCAAAAACAAUAAUAUAUUUCAAUUAAGAUUUCUCCUUUUCACAUGUAAGGAUUAGAUGUACAUGUAUUAGCAUUGUAUUUCAUCGGUGUAUGAGAACUUUCAGUCAUUGUACAGUUAGAGGAGUCCAAAGGACUUGGGAUCAUCAAUAUAUGAAAACAUUCAGUCAAUGUACAGUUAAUGGAGUUCAAAGGACUUGGGAUCAUCAAUAUAUGAAAACAUUCGGUCAUUGUACAGUUAAUGAAGUUGGAAGGACUUGGGAUCUUCAAUAUAUGAAAACAUUCGGUAAUUGUACAGUUAAUGAAGUUCGAAGGACUUGGGAUCUUCAAUAUAUGAAAACAUUCGGUCAUUGUACAGUUCGAGGAGUCCAAAGGACUUGGGAUCAUCAAUAUAUGAAAACAUUCGGUCAUUGUACAGUAAAUAUAGUCCGAAGGAUUAAAGAUUAUCUGUACGCUGACCAAAAGUUUUCAUACACAGCUGAACUGCAUUUCUAUACUAUUCAAUGUAUUUAUUUACCAUAUUUUUUGCAAAAUUUCUCUGUGAUAAUCCAAGAAAAUAACGCUGAAAAUGAAUGCCGUAUUAUAGCUUUUUUUGCCUAAGAUCUUUGUCCAUUCAGUUUUUCUUUUGUAUCUCACACGCAUCUCAUCUGCGUGAAUGUUGCAUUGAUCUCUGCCAACAUCUUAGUUUAUUUGUUUUAUAGGAAAGACAAGACUGCAAACACUUCUAAAUUGCACUAAUUUUAUAUAGAAAAGUAAACUUGAAUGUAUUUUAUCUUCAAAUGUUGUUUUUCAGAAGUUUGUAGGAAAAUAAGUGUUCAUAUGCACUAUUUCUCAUAGCUUCGGUGUCAAUGGUAGCGGCGCGUCAUUGUUGUGCAAUAUGUUGAACCUUGGUCAUAACUCUUAGAGAGUUCAAGAUGUUUAAAUGAAACUUGGUACACAUGAUGUCCGAGACAAUAUGCACAUUUGUAAUAAGGCUCAUGAAAAUGAUUUCUGAAUCUUUCUGGCUAAAAAAAUCAACUUCAGGCAAGCGCUUGUGUUCACUCCAUGGUGCUCUUGUUCAGAUUUGGUGCCAACCUUUUGAACCCAAAGAUUGUAGGAAUCUUGAUGCAUGUAACCUGCAGUGUGUUCAGUAAGGUGAGCAUUUACAAAACGCUAGCAAACAUUUUGUUUUGUAUCCCUGUUUUAACAUAGCGCAUACACUGCAAGCGGGAAAACUAACUGCAAACGUUUGCCACAAACAAUAACCCACACUUAUACAAUAAACCAUCUCUUUCUUCUACAUAGCCACCAAACCCAUUAUAAAAAAAAUAACAAAAAAAAAUGUUAAAAAAGCUUUAUACUAAUAAAAACUGAUAUGCAGAUUACCGGUACUUGAAUGCCAUUACCAAAUGAUAACAAUAAAGUACCUACAUAAAGCCUAAUAAAAAAAGCCUACCUGUUUGGGACAAUUUUAUUUUUUUAGUCUGAAAUCUGGGAUCAUUUUAAUGAUAAUUAAUAUAUAUAUGCUUGAUAAAUUUCUAAAACUAUAUAAUGUUAUUGUUGUUUAAACUGAACUGAAAUCGGAUGUGAAAUGACCUAUUUUGAAUUUUUCACCAACCAAAAUCGCUUGAUUGUCAUAUUAUCUUCUGUAUAUCUUUUACAUUUUCCUUUUCUGAAGGCAAAACCCUUUUAAAUGAUAACUAAAACAACACUGGGUCACCAAGCAUUUAAAAUUAACUCACUUGUAUUUUGGUUGCCCUCUUUUUUCACAGUUAUUUCGAGGUUAUUGUGCUCCAAGACCAAUAGGUGAAAAAUGUUUUAUGCAGCAUUUUUCUCUGAGAUGUUCAGCUUUAACAUUGAAGCGACUGUUUCUAACUACCUCUGUGGUUGGUUAUGAAUGGUUUUAUUGUUCUCUCUGGUGCUUCUUUGUUGUUUUAUUAUUUUUUUUAACUUACAAAUGUAUUUUAUAACUAGGGCCAUUAUUAAAAAAAAUUGUUUGCAGUAACCCCACCCCAAAUGUUUGGGUGUUGGUAGGUAGGUAGGAAUUUUUUGUUAAUACUUUUUCCUAAAGCAUGCAUCUUUUGGCUGCUUAUGCCCUUUGGCCAUUUGUACUUGUGAUAACAGCAAACAAACAUUUUUUUUCAGGAGUAGUUAAUUUAAAUUAUGAUUAAUUGUUCCCAAUAAUGGUUUCAUGAUACUAUAAAUGCCUUAAUGUUUAUAAUCAAAAUGCCAUACCUGUUUGCUUGCCAAAGAGUCUGUCUCGAUCUUUGAAAAUAUAUAUUGAUUGACUGGUUUUACACAAAUUGUAAUGUAGAAAGUUUAUGCGUGUGUGGAAAUAAGUGUAUUCAAAACGAUAAUUGACAUGACACUUAAUCGAUUUAAGACUCCCAUUAAUAAUGUUCUACUUUGUCUAACAAAAUCAUAUGUUGAUUUCCAAAUUCAAAUUUGUUUUUCAAAGUUUAUCAUGUGACUUGUAAAUCUUUCCAUUGGUUAAACAGUAAUGAAUAUUUAUAUCAAUUUGGUUGGGCGUCCUGUCAAUUGUCACAUGUGUUUGUCCUUUGGACUUAGUUAUAUUGUUAAUUUUAAUUUCAAAACUGUCCUGUUUUGCUUUUAUACAUGUAGACCCUCAGAUUUGCUAAUUUUCUUGAAUAUGUUCUAACAGUAUUAUUUAGUAUCGUGAAAUCCGACAUUUAUUUGUAAUUUUGAAAAAUCAUGUUUGAUCAUUCAUUUGGAAAACUGUUAUAAUUGUUGAUAUUGAGUUAUUAUGUUUUGUAUUUAACUAUUUUUUCAAUCUUAGUAUGCUUAAUAAGACCAGUGUUUUUUUUCUUAGCUUUUUGGGAAGCGGGCUAGGGCCAUCUGAUUGGAAAAAUGUGUCAUUUUGACUGAAAUUUGGAAUUCUAAUUGAGCUUAGAUAUAAACUAGAAUGUUUUAAAAGAUAUACACAAAAGAUGAAAAAAUGUGAUAAAGCAUUUUUUAAGAAUACACAAAUUCUUUCUUUUUAAAAUGGCUGGGGGGGGGGGGGUCUGAUACUGAUAAGUAAAUUUAUAUAUACAUAUUUAUUUAUGUUAAAAAAGAAAUAAAUAAGAAUUUUUAUUUGCGCCUGGAAACAAGUAUGUGUUUAAGCAUUGGGAAAGAUAUGGAAUUUCACCCCAAAAUUGGUAAGAAAAACCAACACUGGAGACAUUUUAUUAUUCUGCAUUUAUAUGUACCUACUGCUGCACAUGAUCUAAUUUUUCUGAUAGUAUAAUAAUUUAACUGUGAUGUUGCAAUAAUUUGCAAUACUUAUAUAGUCAUGAAUAUACAUGAAAAUGUUCUGAAUCAAUUUCAUAUUUAGCUCACCUGUUUGAAAUAAAAAUUGAGGUAUGGUCAUAAACCUUGUGUAGGUGUCGACAUUGUCGUAGUGCAACAUCUUGAACCUUUGCCGUACAUGUAGUUCAAAAACCUUUUCUGAUAUUCACAUUUCGAGGGCCUUUAACUUAAAUAACUAUUGAGUUACAUUCAUUGUUGGAAUAAAAAUUGUUUAACCUUUGCUAUAGUUAAAAAACAUUUCAGUUAUUCAAAUAAAACUUGGUACACAUUUUGCAGAAGACAAUAUGAACAUAUUGAAUAUUUUAGGCCUGUAAUUUCAAUAAUCAUCGAGUUAUAUACUUGUUGUUGGAAUAACAAAUACUUUUGUACUUAACCUUAUAGCUCCAAAUCCAUUUCAGAUAUUCAAAUAAAACUUGGUACUAACGAAAAAAAUUAUGCAAAUAUCGAAUAAGGCCUGUAACUUCAAUAAUUAUCAAGUUAUACUCGUUUUGGACCUAAAAAGUUCUUAACCUUUGCUAUAGCUAAAAAACAUUUCAGAUAAAUUCAAAUAAAACUUGGUACACAUUUUGCAGAAGCUUGAAUCUUGGUCCUUAUGUUGCCAGAGACAUUAUGCACAUGAAGAGCAAGGCCCAAAACUUAAGUAACCAUUGACUUAUGCUUCUGUUGGACUUUAAAUAUACCAGACGAGUGUUGGUCGUUGUACAGCGCUCUUGUUAAAAUAUUCACAAAAAGAAUGUAUGUUUAAACCCUUAAAAUAACUUUAACUGAUUAUGCAUUGGCAUCGGCUUAAUAACUAAAUGUCUGAAGCAAAGUUAUCAAGCAAAUUCAUUCAAUCUGUUCUUACUUUCAUGUUUUUUGUAAAUGUUCCCUGUAUUCAGAAUAGGAAAGGAGUUGUAUCGGAAUUAUGUGAUUUUUUUAUACAUUUGUUAAGCUGCAUUAUCUUGCCUGUUAACUUUGUUCCUGGCUGUUUGUGAAUCUGCAAUAUCUUGCCUGUUAACUUUGUUCCUGGCUGUUUGUGAAUCUGCAAUAUCUUGCCUGUUAACUUUGUUCCUGGCUGUUUGUGAAUCUGCAAUAUCUUGCCUGUUAACUUUGUUCCAGGCUGUUUGUGAAUCUGCACUAUUUUGCCUAUUGACUAUGUUCCUGAAAAUUUGUGUGAUGUAAAACGUUUGAUUAAUGGUGGAAGUUUGGGUGCUAUAAACAUUCUGUUUUUAAGCAUUAAAACUUAAUUUUAUAUUGUUGUAUCAGCCAGUUCAAGGUUUGUUUAUCAGAUGUUAUACCAAGAAUAUUUUUAGCUCACCUGAGCACAAAAGUGCCCAAGGUGAGCUAUUGUGAUUGAUCAAUGUCCGGCGUCUGUUGUCCAUCCGGAAGCAUCACAUUUGAAAACUUUUAAACAUCUUCUCCUCUGAUACCCCAUUGAUCAGUUCAAUGAUAUUUGGUAUGCGGCUUCAGGUAGUCAGGUCCUUUACCAAGAUUGUUUUAAAUUUUUCCCUGGUGUCGAAAGUUGCCCUCUCACAGGUGUCUUCUGUAUACUUACAUAGCAGUUUAUUUUUAAAAUCUUCUUCUCUUAAACUGCUAGUCCUAGACCCUUGAUAUUUGGUUAGCAGACUCAUGUAGUGGUCCUUUACCAAGAUUGUUCAAAUUAUUUCCCUGGCGUGAAAAAUGGCCCCCCGCACUAGGGGUCUCAGGUAUUCUUUAUGGUUAUUUAGUAAAGUUUUAGAAUAUCCUUUUUCUCUAGCUAUAUAAAAGAUACAGCUAAAACAUUUAUACCUGCUUAUACUUCCUGUUUAUAUUUUGUCACUAUGUCAAAUCAAAGAACUGACAAAAUCAGGUGAAAUGCUGAUAAAGUAGCGAAUAAACCUUCAAAAUGUUGUAAAACUUAACUUUGGUUGGGCUUGACCAGUAGAUGAUCUCUAUUGAUUUUACGGGUUAUGGGUCAAAGGUCAAGGUCGCGCAAAACUCUUGUCUGUGUGAUAGCUCAACAAUGCCUGCAUCAAUGGUCAUGACCCCUAUGGAUUUUGAGGUCAAAGGUCGAGGUCACAAUUCAUAAUUAUUGGUCAUUGAAAUUAUAUCAUAUUUACUUAAUCCCUGCUGCUAAGAGGAUACAUGUUUAUCUGCAAAGAUCAGUCAUCAUCUGAACAUGAUUUAAAACUCUACCUUCUAUUCCCACACUGAAGGCUGAGCUCUCAGCACUGGUGGGAGGGGGUGAGGCAAGUACUAGUAAAUGGGAGAUUAACAGUAAGUGAUUUAUUAGCUAACAAGCCCAUAAACUCAGGAGGCUUCUGUUAUAAACGCAUUGGACUGAAUGGAAGAAUCAGAUUCAAACCGCAAGGCCAAGACAUUUAAUAAUUAGUAUGUAGCCUCAAGUAUUGGCUAUUUACCGAGAUUGUUCAAAUAAUGUCCCUUACUACACUCUUGGUGUUUCAAGUUUUUAUAUUUAUAUAGUUAAAAAAUAAAAAAAUGUCUUUUCUGAAACUGCAUGGCACAGACCUUUGUUAUUUGUAAUGUGGCAUCAUUUAGUGGCCUUUUAUUAAAAAAGUUCAAAUGAUGCCUGUUGGUCAAAGCCAGCCACAUCAGUGGUUCCAGGUUUUCUAAAUACUUGUAUAGUGAAAUCUUUGAAAAUCUUCUCUGAAACACCAAGGCUCAGACACUUGAUCUUUGGUAUGCAGCCUUAUGUAGUGGUUGUUUACCAACAACCUUAAAAUCCACUGACUAGAUAUCAUGUCAUUUACAUCAGGUGAGCGAUAUAGGGCCAUGUUGGCCAUCUUUUUUCGCAAAUUUACGGGGUACUGACUAGAUUUUUCAGGUGAAGGAUUUAAGGCCGUGUUGGCCAUCUUGUUUCUCGUAUUUAGCGGGUUAUGCCAUAAAACAAACCAACAACUUGCCAAAUUGCUUACAGCAUUUGUUGUAUGUCUAAUGUCCCUGCUUUUGCUACUUUUUAUUCAGGUCAUUUCAAUAACACUGUUGUUAUUUACACUCCAGAGUUUGGUGUAUUUCAGGAUGCAUUUAUUGUCAAUAUAUAAAUAUUGAUACACGGUCCCAAAUGUUUUCAAAAAAAUCUUUUAUGUAUUUUGAAAUUUAUCAAAAUCCUGAUGAAAAAAAUGAAAAACCUCCAAUUUAAUUAUGUUACCAAUAGUUUUGCAUUUAAGUACUCUUUACAUUCAGUAAAAUAUACUACUCAAAAUUAGCCAUGGAUCACCUAUAAAUAAUUCACUUUCACUUAAUAUAAUUCUCAUAUAGGAAACAAACAGAUUUGUUAUACUUUAUCAAAAGUAUCAUAAGUAAUUGGAUAAUAACUAUUAGACACAAAGAAUAUUUGUAUGUAGUAAAAUGGCAUCAAAAUUGAUGUUAAGAUAUUAUUAUCAUUUAAUAGUGAGAAUUAUUAGAGGUAAAGGAAUUUUUAUAAACAUUUGUCAAAAAUGAACAUGUCUUAAAAUAAACUAACUAUUGAAAUUUCAUAACUUCUGGUAGAAAUCUGGUAAUUCUUCAACAGUCUUUUGAAAAGGACUAAUAACCCUUGUAUAAGUAUCGCUUAUCCAUGAUAUCUACCCUGUUGGUUAUUUUUAUGAAGACAUGUUAGAAGUAGCUGCUAUAUGCGAUCCAUAGGUAAUUUUGAGUAGUUUGAUAAUUAAUGCUGUAGAAAUUCAUUUUUUGCUGGGUAUUUAUUUAUCUGUAGAUGUGUUCAUGAUUAUAGUAAAACUGUUGGUGGUUUAUUUGUUUUAACUGCUCUGGUAGUAGCUUGUUCGUUUAUAUAUUUGAUUAGUUGUUGAUUUUAACAGUGAUUUAAUUAGUAAUCAAAAUUGCAAUAAAAAGGAUGAAUAAAGAUACAAUA
This is a messenger RNA of Mya arenaria, 8878 nucleotides long. RefSeq names its product glycoprotein-N-acetylgalactosamine 3-beta-galactosyltransferase 1-like. Bases 109 to 1560 code for a protein of 483 amino acids. Gene Ontology annotation, molecular function: N-acetylgalactosaminide beta-1,3-galactosyltransferase activity. Gene Ontology annotation, cellular component: membrane. The record is from RefSeq and is a predicted model, not a curated record. The transcript is spliced from 7 exons. Lineage: Eukaryota; Metazoa; Mollusca; Bivalvia; Myida; Myidae.